AUGAGUUUAUCAACAACGACAGUCGAAAAACGGCUACUCGCAACUGCAGAACAUCUCAAUGCCUCUAAUAAAUUCCGUCCAGCGUCCGUUCCGUGGGUACAUCCCCAUUUGGAGCAGGGCGUGGUGCCGAUUAAAGGCCGCCAGCUGCGUGCCUCGCAACCCAUCCGAAAGGGCGAGCUCCUGAUGAUUGACGUGCCCUAUGCGCUCAUUCCCGUCGUCGAUGAUCCGGCCAGUAGCGAUAGUCUCCUGUGCAGCAAUCCAACCUGUAGUCGUCAGACGCAGCACAGUUCGGGACGAAUCUCGUGUCCCAAUCGCUGUCUCGCAGAUGUAGUCUGGUGCAGUUCGACCUGCCAGGAAGCUGAUCAAUUGCGCCAUGAAUUCGAGUGCACCUGGCUGCAGAGAUACGCCUCGCCCAUCCGCGCAAAAUGGGGCGAAUACGACUUCGGCAUGAUGUGGCUGAUUGUCCGCAUCCUCGCCUCACGCCAAACGGAGCGACAGCAGCUGCUUGAUGCCAAUAACGAAACGACUCAGCGUUUCAAGGGUGGCUGGGAAGCCAUCCAGUCCUUCUGUGGCUCGAUAGAGAGCUGGUCACACGCCCAGGUGCGAUCAUGGACAGCGUUGGUGAAGAAGUAUCUUCGCAGUAGUCCGAUCUUGCCACACGACCUAAGCGUUGACGAGAUCGUGGCUCUGAUCUGCCGGGAGGAAGCCAACUCAUUUGGCUUGUAUCCGCGGGAGACGGGUGUAUAUCCUGUUCCAGAACCCCCUGUCGACCGGGGAGAGCAGUUUGGUGCGGCCGUUUAUCCUCGAGCAGCGAUUGCUAACCAUUCGUGCAGUCCUAAUAUCAUGCAUAAACCCGAUCAUCACGGACGAAUGGUGUUUACUGCCUCGAAGGACAUUGCAGCCGGCGAGGAGUGCUGCAUAUCCUAUUUCGACUUGAGCAAACGCGUCGACCUUAAGUCCCGUCGAGAUCACCUUCAGGGUCUGUUCAGAUUCGUCUGCGGGCCGAGAAUGUCUAGUGUUUCUCGGGAUACUCUUGGGUUCGGUUUCUUUGCCUGCAGUUUAAGCGCCGAUAUGUCACCAGCUGGUCCUGGUGUGAAUUUAUACAAAUAUCUGAUAGAAGAGAUGAUAGAAAUGUUCGGUUAG
Messenger RNA from Aspergillus niger, 1143 nucleotides. RefSeq lists its product as uncharacterized. Gene Ontology annotation, molecular function: protein binding. The record is from RefSeq and is a predicted model, not a curated record. The transcript is spliced from 3 exons. NCBI's taxonomy places the organism in Eukaryota, Fungi, Ascomycota, Eurotiomycetes, Eurotiales, Aspergillaceae. Bases 1 to 1143 code for a protein of 380 amino acids.